Molecule: messenger RNA, 1640 nt
Organism: Paramecium octaurelia
Lineage: Eukaryota; Ciliophora; Oligohymenophorea; Peniculida; Parameciidae
Source: the annotation of a GenBank genome assembly
AUGGGGGAAAAAAGAAUUGACAAAUAUCUGUUCAAUCCUAAGGAUCUUAUUGGGGAAGGUUCGUAUGCUUAAGUGUACAGGGGGAGAGAUGAAAAGACAGGAGUGAAGGUAGCGAUAAAAGUGUUAAACAAAUCAGUCAUUAACGCGUAAUUUUAGAUUGAUCGAAAUUUAGAGACGAUUAUUUAAGGGAAGGGUUGAUCUCAGAGAUAAAAGUAAUGUAGAAAUUGAAGAGUCCAAACAUUGUAUAAUUGAUGGAUGUAAUGGAAACCAAUAAUAAUUAUUAUAUAAUUCAAGAAUAUUGUGAUAGUGGAGAUUUGGACAAAUUGAUUGAGAAGUAAUUGUAAUAUAGUAUCAUUAGUUAUGUGGCUUAAAAGAAAACUAUGCCUGAGAAAGAUGCAGUCAAAUUUAUGAUUGACAUUUUGAAUGGAUUCAUUUAACUAAUUAAAAAUGGUAUUAUUCAUAGAGAUUUGAAACCAGCCAACAUAUUAAUAGACAAAGGAGUACAAAUAUCAUUAAUAUACUAGACCUUCAAAUUAGCAGAUUUUGGAUUUGCAAAAUGUGUAGACAAUUUUAAAAAGGAUAUGUUAGCAUCAUUGGUAGGAACACCAUUAUAUAUGUCACCACAAAUCUUGGAUAAUAAAAAAUACACUUCCAAGACUGACAUUUGGAGUAUUGCUUUUAUCUUUUAUGAGGCACUAUUCGGUAAAAGUAAGUAUCCUCUUUUCUAUUAACUCAUUAGCUCCUUGGACUGCUAGAUCACCUUAAGAACUCUUGAAGAAUAUCAGAAAUUAACCUUUGUAAUUCAAAGGACCUCAGAUCUCCAAAGAAGCAUAGGAAUUUUUAAUUGGGUGUUUGCAAGCUGAGGAAAAGGAUAGAUUAUCUUGGGAUGAGAUCUAUCGUCAUCCUUUAUUUAAAGGACAUUUUACUGAGUUUAUCAAAAAUGUAAGUAUCUUGGAAGACAAAGCCACUUAUUUGAUUAAUGACAUAAGAUAGAUGAUUAUCAAGGAGUAGAUUGAUAUUGGAGAAUUGUUCGCUGAACUUGACAUGACUAAGGACAAAGCUUUAAAUGUUAAUGAGUUGGGGAAAUUCUUGUAAAGAGUAGAUAAAGACCUUACUAGAGAGGAGAUAGAGUAUAUCUUCAAUAAAUUUGAUGACGAUGGAAAUAAUCUAAUAGAGUUCAAUGAAUUUAAAAAGUGGUUGGAAGAAAAUGAUGUAAAAAUGUUAUUUAGAAUUGUUCUUAGUGCAGAAUGACAGCAUCUGAAGUAAGCAGAACUAAAAAGAAGGUUAGUAUUCUUAUGAAACCACAACAAGAUAUUUAAGCAGGAUCACUAGAUGAUAGAGCUAGGUCAGUCAUUGAAAAAUUGAAGGUGUCUAUUGUCAAAUUCAAUAUCAAUCUCUUAGAUUUAUUUAACAAGGUAAUUAUUGCUCUUAUCGUUCUAGUAUGAUAAGUCAGCUAAUCACGAAUUAGAUGUUUAGGAGUUAGGUAAACUAUUAAAGAGAAUUGAUCAAACUGUCACAGAUGAAGAAGCCAAGGCCAUCUUUACCUUCUUUGAUCACAAUAAAGAUGGAUCUGUUUCAUUUAAUGAAUUCGAGUUUGUCUUGAAAGAAUGCUUAGUUAAAUAAAAAAUAAAAUAGUGAAG